UACAGGACGAGGCAACACUCUCUCACACACACACACACACACACACACACACACACACUCGCACACACACACACACACACACACACACACGCGCACACACACACGCGCACACACACACGCGCACACACACACACGCACACACACACACGCACACACACAGGCGCUAGACAGACAACAGAAGAGAGGAGCGUUGAGGAAGAAAAUACCGCGAAACAUUGGUGACAGGCAGACGAAAUUGAAAACUACCCGCUGUAAACAGGGUGGACCUUGACACUCCUAAUAUUAUUGUGAGAACGUUUCGACGACAAUGUGGACGCCAGCAGAAAGCUAAUCACGGCAGUUUAGAUCGGGGGGUGGUGUGUGUGUGUGUGUGUGUGUGUGUGUGUGUGUGUGUGUGUGUGUGUGUGUGUGUGGGGGGGGGGAUACCAUCUGUUCAUUUCUCAGUCGAGCGGUCAGAGAAAGAGUUGAUCGACAGCGCACUUCAAAUCCUGUUCCCCUCUUUUCAUAACCUUCCUGUUUUGACAUGCACUCUCCGACGAUGUAUGGAUGGUGACCCUACUCUUGGGAACAUUUCAGAUGUCCGCAGACUCAAAAAAAAACGGGUUAUCUGCUUUGAGACAAUGGAUUGUGGUUGUGGUGUGAAGGCUUCGCUGCUGCUAUUGCUGUAACCGACCGGUGGAUCAUGGAAGGGGUACGUGCUUCUGAUGCGGGUUCGGGACAUUUUAUGGACCCUGCCAUGGGCGCCCAAGUGGCACAGAGUGCGACCAACAUAGCGGGAUUUAACAGCGAUGACACCCUGUUACCACUCACUGGAUCCCGGGCGUAUUUGGACGUUUCGCCAGCAGCAGGGCACCCGUUCUACGGAGGAUCGGAAGUAGUUUAUACCAACGGGCGAUACAGAGAGCACUGCAGUCCAAGACUUGGAGGUAGAAGCCGCGAUAAUUCAGCCGAGCGAAGUCACGGAGCUGCAAACACACCUUGCGGCAUCAUGAAGGAUGGCUCCAAGCAGAGGCAAGUAAGGAAGAAGACCGUCUCCUUCAGCUCCAUGCCCAAUGACCGCAAGAUAAGCAGCACGGCCGCCUGCAUGGCCUUCAUGAUGGAGGGCUGCGAGAUGAAGAAAGUGCGCUCCAAUUCGCGCAUGUACAACCGCUACUUCCUGUUGGACCCUGACAUGCAUUGGCUGCGCUGGGAGCCCUCCAAGAAAGAUUCAGAUAAGGCCAAACUGGAGAUCAAGAGCAUCAAAGAGGUGCGCCUUGGGAAGAAGACACCGGUGUUGCGCAGCACUGGCCUUUCGGAUCAGUUCCCUGAUGAGUGUGCUUUCUCUAUAAUCUACGGAGAUAACUAUGAGUCCCUAGACCUAGUGGGCAGCACUGCGGACGUGGUCAGUACGUGGGUGAUGGGGCUGAGAUAUUUGGUGUCGUAUGGCAGGCACCCUGUUGAUAUGGUGGAACAAAGCCAGCCUAGCCUGCGAACGUCCUGGAUCGGAUCUGUGUUUGAGCUCGCGGAUAUGGAGAAGGAUGGAUACAUAGACCUGUUCCGUGCCACCCAGAUCAUUAAAGGCCUCAACCCAGGCAUGAAAGAGUCCAGGAUAGAACUCAAGUUUAAGGAGCUCCAGAAGGCUAAAGACCAAUAUGGAGAAGAUAUUAACCUGGACACAUUUGUGGAGGCCUAUUGUGAGCUGUGCACGCGUCCAGAGAUUUUUUUCUUGCUGGUGCAGUUCUCCAGUAAUAAGGAGUAUUUGGACAGUAAGGACUUAAUGCUGUUUGUGGAGGUGGAGCAGGGAGUGGAGGGCGUUAAUGAAGACAUGUGCAGGGAAAUUGUUCAGAAGUUUGAGCCAUCCGCUGAAGGCAGGGAGCGAGGCUACCUCUCCAUCGACGGUUUCACUCACUACCUCCUUUCCUCCGAGUGCCACAUCUUUGAUCCCCAGCACAAGCGUGUGUGCCAAGACAUGACCCAACCUUUAUCCCAUUACUACAUCAACUCUUCACACAACGCGUCCCUUCUCGAAGACCACUUCUGGGGCUCGUCAGACAUAAGCAGCUACAUCCGAGCACUGCGGAUGGGCUGCCGUAGCCUGGAGGUCAUCGUUUGGGACGGACCAGAUAACGAACCAGUGGUGUACGUGGGGAGCUCUGUCGCCUCUCAGCUGGCUUUCUCUAAGGUGCUCGACAUCAUAAACCAGUAUGCUUUCGAGAGCUCAGAGUAUCCGCUAAUUCUUUGCUUGGUGACACACUGUUGCAUCCACCAGCAGAGGGUCAUUGCCCAGCACAUGAAGAAGAUCCUCGGAGACAAGCUGUACGUAGGCCUUCCCAACAAAGAGGAGAUUUACCUGCCCUCCCCAGAACAACUCAGAGGGAAAAUCCUCAUCAAGGGUAAAAGGCUACCCCCCAGCUGUACUGAGACCGAAGGGGAUGUGACGGAUGAGGAGGAGGGUCUAGAGAUGUCACGGAGGUUAGGAGCCAAUGAGAAGGACCAGCUAAAUGGCUUGGGCAGGAGACUCAGGCUCUGUCGGGAGCUGUCUGACCUUGUUUCCCUCUGUAAGUCAGUUCAGUUCAGGGACUUUGACAUAUCCAAGAAAGAACAGAAAUACUGGGAAAUAUGCUCUUUCAACGAGGUGGACGCAAACAGGUUUGCCAAUGAAUUCCCAGAGGAUUUUGUCUGCUAUAACAAGCGCUUUCUCUCCAGGAUAUACCCCACACCCAUGCGCAUCGAUGCGAGUAACAUAAACCCCCAGGACUUCUGGAAAUGUGGCUGCCAGAUUGUGGCCAUGAACUACCAGACCCCCGGACUGAUGAUGGACCUGAACCUGGGCUGGUUCAGACAGAACGGGAACUGCGGCUAUGUGCUGCGGCCAGCCAUCAUGAGGGAGGAGGUGUCCUACUUCAGUGCAAACGCCCGAGACUCCCUCCCGGGGGUGUCUGCCCAGCUUCUCCACAUAAAGGUCAUCAGCGGGCAGAACCUGCCCAAGCCCCGUGGCUCCGCCGCCAAGGGCGAUGUGGUGGAGCCUUACAUCUACGCCGAGAUCCACGGCAUCCCCGCCGACUGUGCCGAGCAGAGAACGAAAACCGUGUCCCAGAACGGAGACAACCCCGUUUUUGACGAGAGCUUCGAGUUUCAGAUUAAUUUACCUGAACUGGCCGCACUCCGCUUCGUGGUGCUGGACGACGACUACAUCGGAGACGAGUUCAUCGGUCAGUACACCAUCCCUUUCGAGUGCCUGCAGCCCGGUUACAGACAUGUGCCCCUGCAGUCUCUGACUGGGGAGUUUCUGGCCAACACCACCUUGUUUGUUCACAUUGCUAUCACCAAUAGACGGGGAGGAGGCAAGGCCCAUAAGAGGGGACUAUCUGUGAGGAAGGGGCGUAAGACCCGGGAGUACACAUCCACCAAGACUACGGGCAUCAAGGUCGUGGAUGAGCUCUUCAGAGCCUCCACCCAGCCUCUCCGGGAAGCCACGGACCUGAGGGAGAACGUGCAGAAUGCCCUGGUGUCCUUCAAGGAGCUGUGCGGGCUGACGCCGGCGGCCAACAUGAAGCAGUGCAUCCUGACCGUGUCCACGUGGCUGAUGAACAGCGAGCGCGUGCUGCAGCUGACCGUGGACCUCAGUGAGACCUACCCCGCCAUGGAGGCCCAGGGCCCUGUGCCCGAGCUGCUGCGCAAAGUGCUCACCGCCUACGACAUGAUGAUCCAGACCAGCAAGACGCUGAUCGAGUCGGCCGACGUGGUCUACGCCAAGCUCACCCAGGCGCAGCGCGCAGGUAGGAUCCCAUCCCCGGGACGACCAUCAUUUGCUCCUGGGUUGACGACGCCUUGAAUUCCCAAAACGUCUUCCAAUAACGUGAUGGCAUUCGUUGUCAUGAAUAAAUCGUCACAUCAUACGUGUGGUCAUGGAUGGUCCCGAUGUGGGAACAUAAUCGUUAUUUAUCCAAAUCAUAUCACAAACUUUGUAAGCAGUGGACACGGUAUAUAUAAGUGUGUGCAUAAUUAACCAUUGAUUAGUGUUGCACCAACAAAUAAUGCUCCAUAUAGGUUUGUCUAGGCUUUAAGGAAGAUUGUUGGCUCACCUGCCCCAUAUUUGACCACUUCCUGUUUUCUUGGAAGUCUCCAUAGGGACCUCAGCUCAGUCAAUCCGAUUGGCUCCCACCAAGCCAGCCCCACUUCUACCAAGCUGAUUCCUUGGCGGGAGGUCUGUGCUCCACUGAGCACAUUGUCUAGUGCUGUUGUUGUCCUUAUUGUUUGUGGCAUUAGUCUAAUUUGGUAGAGCCAGAUCCCUUUCUGGUUCCCCAGCAUCGCCGCUCAAUAGCCUGAUCUAGUGGGGUUGAUGCCGUCAGAACAAGCCGUUCAUUCAUCAGUGAGUCAGCCCAGUGUUAUUGUUAUUUCAGCAAGCAGGUGAACUGACAGAGAGAGAAAGAGAGAGAGAGAGAGAGAGAGAGAGAGAGAGAGAGAGAGAGAGAGAGAGAGAGAGAGAGAGAGGACUCCAGGAACACCAGGCCAGGGAGUGUCAACAUCCUUUUUAAGAGUGGGAGGGCAAUCACGAGAGGAUGGCAGGGGGUGGGUACUGAAAGGAAGAGAGAUGGAGAUAUAGGAACAAAGGAACACAGCAACACGUUUCCAUCCAUAGCGUGUUGGGUGGGGGGUGACGAGCAUGAGUUAACAGGCUGUAAUUGGCCAUAAUGGGGUCCUUAGUGGGCAAACGACUGCAGCUUCACAGAGCUUCAGUCUCCUUCCUCGUCCCCUGUUUCGUUCCAUCGCAAAUAAUUGGUCUCCAUUUGGCACUGCUUUGAAACAGAGCCGUAUUCACGCUGAUAUCCCUUAUUAGUUGAUGACGGUUUAUGACAAAACAUAUUUCCGUCCGACUUGAUUGUUUACCUUGCCGGCGCGUCUCGGUAGUUAAUUUACCUGUGUCUCACGCGUCUUAUUAAUUAGACACGCUGAGAGUUUUCUGACAGGCCGAGGCCAGGCAACACUUCUUAAACACAGAAUAUCUCCCCAUAAAUGUUUUAGGCUUGAGUGUUGCCCUAGAUACUAUCUUAAAAAAUAUAUGGAGACCGACCAAAACAAAAAUACAAGAGCGUUCCUUCUUCUCUGCCCUGCAAUCGGCUCCUCAGUCACGCCUUGGUGGUGAACAUUCCUCACCACUGUCUAUACGGACAAUUCUUACAGCCCACUUGAACCCAAGCAGAGAUUUUUGCA
Molecule: messenger RNA, 5193 nt
Organism: Gadus macrocephalus (Pacific cod)
Lineage: Eukaryota; Metazoa; Chordata; Actinopteri; Gadiformes; Gadidae
Gene: plcl5
Product: phospholipase C like 5
Exons: 4
Coding region: 683-3814 (1043 amino acids)
Biological process (GO): lipid metabolic process; intracellular signal transduction
Molecular function (GO): phosphatidylinositol-4,5-bisphosphate phospholipase C activity
Source: RefSeq, a predicted model, not a curated record